AUGUCGUCUAGCUGCGGCGUGCCCGUGCCCCUGUCCGUGCUGGACCCCAAGGGCAGCCCCACCAUCGACCAGACGUACGAGAAGAUGGAGAAGAACCUCUACACGGUGCGCAAGACCAACGGCAACAAGCCCCUGACGCUCGCCGAGAAGAUCAUCUACGGCCACUUGGACGACGCCACCACCAAGGCCAAGCGCGGCGAGACCUACCUCAAGCUGCGCCCGGACCGCGUGGCCAUGCAGGACGCCACGGCCCAGAUGGCCGUGCUGCAGUUCAUCUCGUCGGGUCUGCCCAAGACGGCCGUGCCCACGACCAUCCACUGUGACCACUUGAUCACGGCCGAGAAGGGCUCGGACACGGACCUGAACAACGCCAAGAUCGUCAACAAGGAGGUCUACGACUUCCUGUCGUCGGCCGGUGCCAAGUUCGGCAUGGGCUUCUGGAAGCCCGGCAGCGGUAUCAUCCACCAGAUCGUGCUGGAGAACUACGCCUUCCCCGGUGGUCUCAUGAUCGGUACGGACUCGCACACCCCCAACGCCGGUGGUCUGGGCAUGUGCGCCGUCGGUGUUGGCGGUGCUGACGCCGUCGACGUGAUGGCCGGCAUGGCCUGGGAGCUCAAGGCCCCCAAGGUCAUCGGUGUGAACCUCACGGGCAAGCUCUCGGGCUGGACGUCGCCCAAGGACGUGAUCCUUAAGGUGGCUGACAUCCUGACCGUCAAGGGCGGAACUGGUGCCAUUGUGGAGUACUUCGGCCCCGGUGUCGAGUCCAUCUCGUGCACGGGCAUGGGCACGAUCUGUAACAUGGGUGCUGAGAUCGGUGCCACGUGCUCGACGUUCCCCUACACGGAGCGCAUGGGCGACUACCUGCGCUCCACCAAGCGUAGCGGCAUUGCCUCGGCUGCCGAGUCGUUCAAGGCCAACCUGCGUGCUGACGAGGGUGCUCACUACGACCAGAUCAUUGAGAUCAACCUCGACGAGCUGAAGCCGAUGCUGAACGGUCCGUUCACGCCCGACCUUGGCCACGUUGCCGGUGCCGACAUGAAGGAGGCCUGCGAGAAGAAUGGCUGGCCCACGGAGCUGAGCGCUGGUCUGAUCGGUUCGUGCACGAACUCCAGUUACGAGGACAUGACCCGUUGCGCUGACCUGGCCAAGCAGGCCAUGGAGGCCGGCCUCAAGUUCAAGGUGCCGUACUACGUGACGCCCGGUUCGGAGCAGGUGCGCGCCACCAUUGCCCGCGACGGCAUCCUCGACACGUUCCUCGAGUCUGGUGCUACGGUGCUUGCCAACGCUUGCGGCCCGUGCAUUGGCCAGUGGAACCGUACCGACAUGCCCAUGGGCCAGAAGAACUCGAUCUUCACGUCGUACAACCGUAACUUCGCCAAGCGUGCUGACGGCAACCCGGCCACGCACAGCUUCGUGACUUCCCCGGAGAUGGUCACCGUGAGCGCCAUUGCCGGCACGACCACGUUCGACCCUGCUAAGGACACGAUCAAGACCGCAGACGGAAAGGAGUUCAAGUUCGCCGCCCCGUUCGGCAAGGAGCUGCCCCCGCGUGGCUUCGACCCCGGUGAGGAGACCUUCCAGGCCCCGCCUGCUAGCGGCGAGGGUCUGACCGUGAACGUCGACCCCAAGAGCGAGCGUCUGGCCCUGCUGUCUGCGUUCGACGAGUGGAACGGCGAGGACUUCACGGACAUGCCGGUGCUGAUCAAGGCCAAGGGCAAGUGCACCACCGACCACAUCAGUAUGGCCGGCCCGUGGCUCAAGUACCGUGGCCACCUGGACAACAUCUCGAACAACCUGCUGAUCGGUGCUGAGAACGCCGAGACGGGCGAGACCAACAGCGUGAAGAACCAGUUCACGGGCAAGUUCGGCAAGGUGCCCGACGUGGCUCGCGAGUACAAGGCUGACGGCGUCAGCUGGGUUGUGAUCGGGGACGAGAACUACGGUGAGGGCAGCUCUCGCGAGCACGCCGCUCUGGAGCCGCGUCACCUUGGCGGCCGUGCUGUGAUCGUGAAGUCGUUCGCGCGUAUUCACGAGACCAACCUGAAGAAGCAGGGUAUGCUGCCGCUGACGUUCGCGAACCCGGCGGACUACGACAAGAUCACUGGCAACGACAAGGUGGCCAUCGUGGGCCUGAAGACCUUCACGCCUGGCAAGCCCCUGACUCUGCGUGUGACCCCCGCCUCGGGCGAGGCUCCGUUUGACAUCACUGUGAACCACACGUUCAACGAGGAGCAGAUCGCCUGGUUCCAGAACGGCAGUGCGCUGAACCUGAUGAAGAAGAACAACGCCUAA
Messenger RNA from Phytophthora sojae, 2292 nucleotides. RefSeq lists its product as hypothetical. Gene Ontology annotation, cellular component: cytosol; mitochondrion. The coding region runs from base 1 to 2292 and encodes 763 amino acids. NCBI's taxonomy places the organism in Eukaryota, Oomycota, Peronosporomycetes, Peronosporales, Peronosporaceae. The record is from RefSeq and is a predicted model, not a curated record. The transcript has a single exon. Gene Ontology annotation, biological process: tricarboxylic acid cycle. Gene Ontology annotation, molecular function: aconitate hydratase activity; 4 iron, 4 sulfur cluster binding.